This is a messenger RNA of Adineta steineri, 1194 nucleotides long. The record is from the annotation of a GenBank genome assembly. NCBI's taxonomy places the organism in Eukaryota, Metazoa, Rotifera, Eurotatoria, Adinetida, Adinetidae.
AUGACUGAUGUAACAACUGAGUUUUCUCCAAUUAUUACAAGUAUUUUAUCAUCAACAAUAAGUUUACUUUCUACAAAUUCGUCUGUAAAUGCAACAAUAGUUGCUGCGAGUGUUAGUAGUUCAGUACCUAUUUGGGCUGGUUUUAUUGGAUGUUUAGUAGCAUCGAUAUUUUUUGGUUCAAAUCUUGUACCUGUAAAACAAUUUUCUGCAGGUGAUGGAGUUUUUUUUCAAUUUGUUUUCUGUGUUGCUGUUUAUCUUGUUGGUCUCAUUCUUGAUCUGAUUCUAAAUAAUCAACGUUGGUAUCCACUUGUACUUAUUGGAGGUGUUUUAUGGACAACAGGAAAUCUUGUAACAGUAUUUUGUAUAAAAACAAUUGGUAUGUCUGUUGGUAUACUUAUUUGGGGAACAACAAGUUUAAUAAUGGGUUGGGCUAGUGGUCGUUUUGGUCUAUUUGAUGUUAAUCCUCAAGUACCACGUACAACAACAAAAUUAAUUUUAAAUUAUGCAUCGGUUAUAUUAGCUGCUAUUAGUGCUAUAUUUUUUCUUUUUAUUAAAUCAACAAAUGCACCACGUGUUAUAGCUCAUGUUGAUGUUACAAAUCCUGAACAAGUAUCAUCAAUUGAAAUAGUUAAAACAGAAAAUGUAAUUAUGGAAACUGAAAAAAUACUUGAUACAGAUUUUCCAUUUUUGAAUCGAAUGAGUCCUGCAUUACAAAAACUAUUAGGUUAUUUUUUAGCUGCUUUAGCGGGAAUAUUUUAUGGUCUCAUGUUUAUUCCUGAUCAGUAUAUUCGUGAUCAUCCAGAAAAAUUUAAAUAUAACGAAGAAUUACCACCGAAUAAUGGUCUUUAUUAUAUUAAUUCACAAUAUGCUGGUCUUCUGAUGUCAUCCGCAGUCUAUUUUAUGCUUUAUUGUGGAUUGAAACGUAAUAGUCCAGGAAUUAAUCCAGCUGUUGCUCUACCAGCUAUGAUUAGUGGAUUCAUGUGGGCUGUAGCAAAUAUUGGAUUUAUUGUUGCUAUUAGUGCAUUAAAAAGUGCUGUAGCUUAUCCAAUUGUAAGUGUUUUACCAGGUAUUGUAUCAAGUCUAUGGUCAUUAUUUUGGUUUAAAGAAAUUCAAGGAAAAAGAAAUUAUAUAUUACUUGGUUGUGGUAUGCUUGUACGUUGUCUUGCUGCUCUUUUCAGUGGUCUUUCAGCUUAA